AUGAGUAGAGUUGGAGAGAAGCCCCAUGAGUGUUCCGAGUGCCAGAAGAGUUUUCCUGAUAAGUCACAACUAAAGGUUCAUCUUAGGGUUCACACAGGAGAAAAAACAUUUAUAUGUCCAGAAUGUGGAAAGUGCUUCUCACAAAGUUCACAUCUUACUGUUCACCAGAGGAUUCACACAGGAGAAAAGCCAUUUAUAUGUACAGAAUGUGGAAAGUGCUUCUCACAGAGCUAUAGUCUUACUAUACAUCAGAGGAUCCACACAGGAGAAAGACAAUUUAAAUGUUCAGAAUGUGGAAAAUGCUUCUCACAUAGUACAAGUCUUACUAAACACCACAAGACUCACACAGGAGAGAAACCAUUUAAAUGUUCAGAAUGUAGAAAAUGCUUCUCACAUAGUACAAGUCUUACUAAACACCACAAGACUCACACAGGAGAGAAACCUUUUAUAUGUCCAGAAUGUGGAAAGUGCUUCUCACAAAGCUCUAAACUUAAUAUACACCAGAGGACUCACACAGGAGAGAAACCAUUUGAAUGUUCAGAAUGUGGAAAGUGCUUCUCACAUAGUACAAGUCUUACUGAACACCACAAGACUCACACAGGAGAGAAACCAUUUAAAUGCUCAGAAUGUGGAAAGUGCUUCACACAAAAAGCUACUCUUACUGAACACCACAGGAUACACACUGGAGAUAAACCAUUCCAAUGUUCAGAAUGUGGCAAGUGCUUCUCACAAAGUUUACAUCUUACUAUACACCAGAGGAUACACACAGGAGAGAAACUACGUAGACAAUGA
Molecule: messenger RNA, 792 nt
Organism: Nanorana parkeri
Lineage: Eukaryota; Metazoa; Chordata; Amphibia; Anura; Dicroglossidae
Product: gastrula zinc finger protein XlCGF17.1-like
Exons: 1
Coding region: 1-792 (263 amino acids)
Source: RefSeq, a predicted model, not a curated record